AUGCCAUCAUCCUCUACUCCAGUCUCGGCCAACGUUGCGACUCACCGUGGCUCCAACAACAACAAUAACUUCCGCAGGCAGAACCAUUCCAACAACAACCGUGGGAACCAAACUUGGCAACAACAGCAGCAGUUUCAACCUCACCAAGACAACUAUCCUCCACGGGGAUACCAAGGAAGGUGUCAGAUUUGUGGCGUACACGGCCACAGUGCAAGGCGUUGCUCCCAAAUUAACCUCUCCGGUGGAUUUCUUGGAACUCAGCCACGCCCACAACAACCAACCUCUGCUCCAUGGCAGCCGCGAGCGAACUUGGCAUCUACCCCGACAUACAACGCCAACAAUUGGGUGAUGGACAGUGGUGCCACUCACCACUUGACCACGGACCUGAGCAACUUAUCGCUCCAUCAGCCGUAUCUUGGUGGCGAGGAGGUCACCAUAGCCGACGGUACAAAUCUCCAUAUCUCGCAUACUGGUUCAAGCCAACUUCCUACUCUAUCUAAACCUUUAACACUUACUGAUGUUCUCUAUGUUCCCGACCUCAAAAAGAACCUAAUUUCCGUUUAUCGUUUGUGUAAUGCUAACCGUGUGUCUGUGGAAUUCUUCCCGGCUUCGUUUCAGGUGAAGGACCUCAGCACGGGGGCCCGAUUGCUCCAAGGCAAGACUAAAGAUGAGCUGUACGAGUGGCCGGUUACACCCAAACCCAUCUUCUCUCUUGCGGCCUCACCUACACCUAAAACAGAUCUCACAAACGGCAUUUCACAUCUCACCUCUCCACCGCAUACUCCAGAACACAAUGGCAUCUCCGAGAGGAAACACCGCCGCAUCGUUGAAACAUGGUUGACUCUUCUCAGCAAAUCCACCAUGCCGAAAAGCUACUGGCCGUUUGCGUUCUCCACGGGGGUCUACUUAAUCAAUCGCUUGCCCACCGCAGUUCUCGGCAACGAAUCUCCGUACCAUAAGCUGUUUCAACAACAACCCAACUACCUGAAGCUUCGCGUGUUUGGGUGCUCUUGUUUUCCAUGGUUGAGACCAUACACUAAACAUAAACUGGAGGAUCGUUCCAUCAACUGUGUGUUCAUCGGCUACUCCUUAACCCAAAGUGCAUACUUAUGCCUCGACAGAGCCACCGGACGCAUCUACACAUCUCGUCAUGUGACUUUUGAUGAAACCACUUUUCCCUUCUCCACCACUUCCAAUCCCAUUCCGACAUCGCUCUCUGACUCUCCGAUUACUCACGCCCCAGCCACAAUCAUACCUCACCGACCACCACCACUCGCUCCAGCUCACCCGCAGAUCUCGCCGGAGUCGUCGUCCUCAAGCUCCGGUUCUCACCUGUCUUCGUCGUCGGACGCUCCACCUUAA
This is a messenger RNA of Microthlaspi erraticum, 1362 nucleotides long. NCBI's taxonomy places the organism in Eukaryota, Viridiplantae, Streptophyta, Magnoliopsida, Brassicales, Brassicaceae. The record is from the annotation of a GenBank genome assembly.